AUGCAAACUUUAACAGCUGAACUGAGAAAGGACAUUCAAGAGAUUGGAAACCGCGCAGCCCACCUAGAGACAAGGGUGGAUGAACAUUCUGCAGCACAUAAUUGCCUAGCUUACAAGCUGCAGGAAUUAACCAGCAAUAUGGAAAAGCAGAGCAAUAAACUGGCAGACCUGGAAGACAGGUUACGCAGAAAUAAUCUGCGAUUUAGGGGCAUUCCUGAAAAAGUAGGCAACAAUGACUUGGACAGAUACCUGCAAGAGGUAUUUCUCCAGUUAACCCCUGAACUACAUCCCGAUCAAUUGAUCAUUGAUAGGGCUCACCGCCUCAGGAGACCUGCCCACUUACCUACAUCCUCCACAAGAGACGUCAUAGCCAGAAUACACUUCUUCCACGCCAAAGAGCGGAUACUCCGAGCCACCAGGAAUGCAGAGCUGCCUGACAAAUUCCGUGACAUCAAGAUCUUCUCAGACCUUUUGGCAGAAACCCUGCAAUUCCGCAAAUCGCUAGCCCACAUCACCACAGCUCUACGCGGCAAGGUUUAA
Molecule: messenger RNA, 540 nt
Organism: Pelobates cultripes (western spadefoot toad)
Lineage: Eukaryota; Metazoa; Chordata; Amphibia; Anura; Pelobatidae
Source: the annotation of a GenBank genome assembly